CUCAAACUGUCUCUCUUUCACCUAUCGGCGUUGGCAGCAUUGAAGUUGAACAUGAGAACUGAACUCAGCUAGCGAUCCAACUUUCGUUUACAGAGGUAUGUACAUACAUACAUACCUUAUCCAAUGGUGGGGCAGCAAGCAAUUUCAGGCUCAGAGCCGCAGCUCGACUGCAGGAUCUAAAGGCCCAGGGGUAACAAAACAUGGAACAUUGAACCGUGAACAGUCGCAGCGACAAGAACUCUGGCCCUGGCUAGCAACAACGACCAUUUUUCAUUCAACGUACAUAUCUAUGAGUUGAUACCCGCAAGCCGUUCCAUCACGGUUUACACCAUGUCACAUACUCAACAACCUUCGAUCCGCGCAUUCUUCCAGCCGCGGCGCCAGCCUGAGUACGCUGCCCCGCCUUCGGCUGCCCCCCCACCACGAAACAACAAUAUCGCGACAUCGACAACAUCAUCGGCGCAGCCACCUGCCCCGCCACCUCACGCAACCGAAGCAAAGCCCGUCACAAUACCUAUAACUCUGCCGCCAAACGGUGUUCCCGUUCUGCCGUCCCCGCCGUCCCUUCCCUCGGGCGCAAGCAUCGUCCCUCUCGCAGAACAGCACAUCCCCGCGUUACGCCGCAUCAACUCCCUCCUCCUUCCCGUGCCCUACCCAGACUCCUUCUACGCCCGAGCCCUUGACCCCUUUGCCUCGGGCCUGUUCUCGCGCGCAAUCCUCUGGCAAGACUCGGAUGCCGAUACACCAAAACUCGUUGGCGGUCUGAUCUGCCGGCUCGAACCGAACCCCUUUCUCGACGCCCAAGGUCAGCCACUGGCCCAUGCUUCUCUGCCGUCGCACUCCAAAAAGCCAACCAGCUCGCCCUGCAACACGCCAUACCAUGCAAUCUACAUCCAAUCCCUCGCCCUCCUCUCGCCAUACCGCUCGCUCGGCCUGGCCGCCGCAGCACUCGAGCACAUCAUCGCGAGCGCCGCUCUCCUCCCGGCCGCGGGCUCUAGCAUCGACGCCCGGACCAUCUACGCACAUGUCUGGACCGAAAACGAGGAAGGGCUCAAGUGGUACGAAGCGCGGGGCUUUGCACGCGAGGGCCGGGAGCCGGUGAAGGGGUACUACUUCAAGCUGCGGCCGGACACGGCGUGGGUGGUGCGCCGGCAUAUCGGGGACCGAAGCCCAAACCCGCUGCCGCCUAGCCGCGUGCUCGCCAACAGCAGCAGAAAUACAUUCGCGCCAGACACGUUCACGCCCCCGUCAACCCCAAAUCCACAAGCCAUCAUCAGCUCCUCUGGCGUGAGGCCGACCAACGUGCUGGCCGCGGCCGUCAACCUUCCACCGAUAGCAUCCCAAACAUCUUCACCGCCCCAGCGCAGACCCUCCGCAGCACCGUCACCAACGCCCUCGUCAGCCUCAUCCCUCUCCUUCCAGAAGACCCGCCCGGAGACAGAGUGGAACGACCUCCCGGCCGACAUGGUGAGCACAAGUAGGAGCACCAGUCAGUCGCAGCUCCUCUCUCCGCCCGGUGAGAGGAGCGCCGGCCCAGCGUCCAGGGCGAGUUCUCGGAGCAGCUCGACGGCGAGGAAGAAGAAGGAGAGGGCUUAUCCUUCUGCUGCGUUCGGAGGCCAAUGAUGCUUUUGCUGUUGGACAUUCGUUGGGUGCCCAUUCGUGAUGGUCGAAUGUUGACUGGGAUAGAUGAAUUGCAUAGCAUCGAGGUUGGGUUCUUCUUGACUGUCGGGUAUCCUAGACAUUCCGUAUACCUGGACGAUGAAAUAUAAUGAGGCAAUAAUACACUGUCACACAUGAAUGAUCAACCGCA
Molecule: messenger RNA, 1810 nt
Organism: Parathielavia appendiculata
Lineage: Eukaryota; Fungi; Ascomycota; Sordariomycetes; Sordariales; Chaetomiaceae
Exons: 1
Coding region: 331-1623 (430 amino acids)
Biological process (GO): mitotic sister chromatid cohesion
Cellular component (GO): NatA complex
Molecular function (GO): N-acetyltransferase activity
Source: RefSeq, a predicted model, not a curated record